Molecule: messenger RNA, 1350 nt
Organism: Nothoprocta perdicaria
Lineage: Eukaryota; Metazoa; Chordata; Aves; Tinamiformes; Tinamidae
Gene: LARP7
Product: La ribonucleoprotein domain family member 7
Exons: 9
Biological process (GO): RNA processing
Cellular component (GO): nucleus
Molecular function (GO): mRNA binding
Source: RefSeq, a predicted model, not a curated record
GGCGGCGCGGCGGCAGAAUGACCGAAAUGGAGACUGAAGUUACAGGAGRCAAAGCUAUGGAAGAGGAAAACACUAAACAGAAGAAAGAAAAAGAGAAAAAGAAGAGGUCGAGAGUUAAACAGGUGCUGGCAGAUAUAGCAAAACAAGUGGAUUUCUGGUUUGGAGAUGUUAAUCUCCACAAAGACAGAUUUCUCCGAGAACAAAUUGAAAAGUCUAGAGAUGGAUAUGUUGACAUUUCACUUCUUGUUUCUUUCAACAAAAUGAAGAAAUUGACUACUGAUGGAAAGUUGAUAGCAAGAGCAGUUAAAAGUUCCUCUGUUGUAGAAUUGGAUUUAGAGGGAACUAGAAUCAGAAGACGUCAACCACUGGGUGAGCAGCCAAAGGAUGUGGACAGUCGUACAGUCUAUGUGGAGUUGCUUCCUAAAAAUGUUAAUCACAGUUGGAUUGAGCGGGUGUUUGGCAAGUGUGGUAAUGUAGUUUAUGUCAGCAUACCCCGGUAUAAAACUAGUGGAGAUCCAAAAGGAUUUGCUUUUGUGGAAUUUGAAACUAAAGAGCAAGCAGAUAAAGCUAUUGAGUUUUUGAAUAAUCCACCGGAAGAGGCACCACGGAAACCUGGGAUUUUCCCUAAAACUGUAAAGAACAAGCCUGUUCCUACACUGAAUACAAGUAAUAGCACUGUAGUAGAGGAAAAGAAAAAGAAGAAAAAGAAGAAAUCCAAAGUCAAGAAAGAAAGCGGUGUACAGGCAGCUGUAGAAACAAAGCAAGCAAAUGUAAAUGCUACUGCAGAACAAGCACCAAAGUCAAAGAGACACAGGACUUGUUCUGAGUGUUCUGAAAUGGAGGCAACUGCGACCCCCAGGCAGCCCGCUAAGAGAGAAAAAAGAAAAUGGGGCAGAACAGAGAGCUCCGAGGCAUCUAUGGAAAGCAGGCCAAGGAAGAGAAAAAGAAGCAGCUCCGUGGAUGGUGAAGCAUCAAAGGCCAAAGUCAAGAAGACUGUUCAGAAGGAUGAAAUUCAUGAAGUUCACACUAUUAAAGAGGAAACAACAGAAGCUCAGAAAGAGCCCAAUGAAGUUUCAGCAGAAGAUGAUAAAGAGACUGAGAAGAAAGACACAUCCCUUUCAAAAUCUAAAAGGAAGCAUAAGAAAAAACACAAGGAAAGACACAAAAUGGGUGAAGAAGUCAUUCCGCUCAGAGUACUCUCCAAGACUGAGUGGAUGGAUUUGAAGCAAGAAUAUUUGGCCCUUCAAAAAGCCAGCAUGGCCUCCUUAAAGAAAACAAUGUCUCAAAUCAAACCUGAGUUGACGGGAGAAAUGGAAACAGACGCUAAGUCUCAGUCGAAAAACGGCAAAU